AUGGUCAUGUUUGCAGUAGCACCAGAGGGCUUGACAUCUCCGCGCCCAAACACACCUCGAACUCCAACUCCAACGCCAUUAACCACUCUUGGCAAUCUCUGCGUCGAUAUCGUCCUCAAUGUUCCCAAAUUGCCCCCGCCCGAUGUCCACGACCGCAAAGCUUACAUGGACCGCUUAUCUGCCUCGCCGCCCGAUAAGCAAUACUGGGAAGCUGGUGGAAACUGCAAUAUGGCUAUAGCAGCUGCGAGACUGGGACUUCAUUGUAUUGCAAUUGGCCAUGUGGGUAACGAAGUAUAUGGGCAGUUCCUUGUAGAUGUUCUUCAUGACGAAGGAAUUGGUAUGGUUGGCAUGUGUGAAAAUACCAACGUUGAGAGUGCAAGUGCUUCUUAUGAAACACUCUUAUGCUGGGUUCUAGUGGAUUCAUUGCAAAGACAUGGUUUUUGCAGUCGGGCUGAUUUCAGUAAGGAUCCUGCAUUCAGUUGGAUGAGCAAGUUAUCUGAGCAAGUCAAGACAGCUAUAAAACAGUCAAAGAUUCUAUUCUGUAAUGGUUAUGGCUUUGAUGAACUCCCUCCUGGUGUAAUAGUCUCAGCUGUAGAGUAUGCCGUUGAAGUUGGAACAGCACUUUUUUUCGACCCUGGACCGCGCGGAAAGAGCCUUUCUGCUGGUACACCUGAAGAACGAGGAGCACUUAGCCAGUUGUUGAGGAUGAGUGAUGUUCUUCUUCUAACUUCUGAUGAGGCUGAGUCAUUGACUGGCAUUGAAAACCCAAUAUCAGCAGGGCAGGAAUUGCUCAAGCAAGGGGUGCACACAAAAUGGGUGAUUGUCAAAAUGGGUCCAAGGGGAUCAAUUCUAAUAACUAGGUCAAGUAUCUCUUGCGCACCAGCUUUCAAGGUAAAUGUCAUAGACACUGUUGGAUGCGGAGAUAGUUUUGUAGCUGCUAUUGCAUAUGGUUUCAUCCACAAUAUGCCAGCAGUUAAUACACUAGCAAUUGCAAAUGCAGUGGGUGGUGCAACUGCCAUGGGUUGUGGUGCUGGUAGGAAUGUGGCAACCUUGGAGAAAGUAAUAGAACUUAUGAAGGCAUCAAAUCUCAAUGAGGAUGACGAAUUUUUGGAUGAAUUACUCGAUGAAAAUUUAGAUGUCCAGGCAAUUAAGUCUCUCUCAAAAUUGGUCAUAAACGGAAGUGAAAACCAGCCAAAUUGUGUAUCCUUGCAGAAGGUGGUGUCAGAAUUGCUUCCUAAGCUCAAAUUGACACAGUUACAGAAAAAAGUGCCAUGCUGACAUAUUAUAACAGCAGUAGGUUUUAGCAAUUAAUUCUGUUCUGUUGGAGCCAUCUCAUUCUCUGGAUUUGUUUAGACCUUUGCAGUUCUACUAACACAAAACGAGGCCCGGGUUAAGUUAACUGUAACUAUAAUGGCUUCGUUGCAAAUGGGUUCAGAAUGAAAUACUUUCCGGGGAAAACAUCAGUUGAGCAGGCAUUAAAACUUUGCUUUCCAGGUCUCUUUCUGCAAGCAGAUUUUUUACCCUCCUGCGCGCAAGAUGCUCGAUUCUUUGCACCUUUUCAAUACAUUGCUUAUUGAGCAGGUGAGGUGCCUUUGUUAUCCUUUUCGUUUGCAUGGAUGUGGGGAGGUGAUUUUUUUACCUGAUAUGAUAUGUCGUGUAAAAGAAUAGCAAAGGAUCUUAUAUGUACUGAAUUUGUAAUUUUAUUUUUGAAAAUGCAAAAAUCAUAGAUUUUAUUCAUUGGACAUUCGCAGCAGCCAUGCAUGCAUAUUUUUAUUUUUGAAGUUUGGGGAAAAAGAAGAAGAAGAAAGAGAUAAACAGAUUGAUGAGAUAUCAAAGAGCUAUUUUUAUGCCAACUGGUCCAGUGGAAAAGGGUCUUGACUUACAGACCAGAUGUCUCAAGUUCGGAUUGAAGUUGUCCUCUAUAGUAGUUUAGACUAUCGUUUCCUCUCUAGUAGUUUAGCCUAUCGUUUGUAUUAAAAAAGAGUUAAGAGUAAUAUUAUUAUUUUGAAUUGAAU
This is a messenger RNA of Prunus mume (Japanese apricot), 2015 nucleotides long. RefSeq names its product pfkB-like carbohydrate kinase family protein. NCBI's taxonomy places the organism in Eukaryota, Viridiplantae, Streptophyta, Magnoliopsida, Rosales, Rosaceae. The record is from RefSeq and is a predicted model, not a curated record.